Octopus bimaculoides (California two-spot octopus) is the source of this 2546-nucleotide messenger RNA. RefSeq lists its product as uncharacterized. NCBI's taxonomy places the organism in Eukaryota, Metazoa, Mollusca, Cephalopoda, Octopoda, Octopodidae. Gene Ontology annotation, biological process: kinetochore assembly; centrosome localization; mitotic spindle organization. The record is from RefSeq and is a predicted model, not a curated record. Gene Ontology annotation, cellular component: spindle pole centrosome; cytoplasm; nucleus. Gene Ontology annotation, molecular function: microtubule binding.
ACAGACGCAGAUACUCAGGUGGCACCAACAGACGCAGAUACUCAGGUGGCACCAACAGACGCAGAUACUCAGGUGGCACCAACAGACGCAGAUACUCAGGUGGCACCAACAGACGCAGAUACGCAGGUGGCACCAACAGACGCAGAUACGCAGGUGGCACCAACAGAGGCAGAUACGCAGGUGGCACCAACAGACGCAGAUACUCAGGUGGCACCAACAGAGGCAGAUACUCAGGUGGCACCAACAGAGGCAGAUACGCAGGUGGCACCAACAGAGGCAGUUACUCAAGUGGCACCAGCAGAGGCAGACACUCAGGAAACAUCAGCAAUAGUUGUCCCACAGGAUGCAGGAGAGACAGUUAUCCAAGAAACACCAGCUGCUGUCCCACAGGAGGCAGCAGAGACUUUCACCCUAGAAACACCAGUGAUGGAACCACAAGAGAUGAAGGAGACAGUUGCCCAGGGGGAAGUAAUUGAUGUCCCACAGGAAGUAGCAGAGAUAGCUACCCAGGAUGCAUCUGGAAUAGCCACCCAAGAAGCCCCAGUGACCACACUUGAGGAGACUGUGGAGGCUGAUAGCCAAGUGUCAGCAGGGAAAGUUUUACAGGAAUUGUCAUCUGAUGAAUCUUCCCAACAAAAUUCAGAGACAGAAAAAUCCGACACAGAAAACAUAGAACACGAUGUGCCUUAUUUCAGGAACCUUGUGGUAUCGCAGACUGAAAUACUAAACAACCUGUCUGAUGUCUGGGAGACAGUUGUACCAACCCUCAGUGAAGAAGUUGAGGGUGACGUCCGCACAGUUAUUGGUCAAGCUAAGCUGCUCAUUUCACAGCGUUUCCAUCAAUUCAUUGGUUUGGUUGACAACUGUGAAUUUAACACUGGCGAGAAGACCACCACAUGUGAAGAUUUGCAAGGGUUUUGGGACAUGGUAGAUUUCCAGGUGGAAGAUGUGAAGAAAAAGUUUGCUGAUUUGCAGAAAUUGAAAGACAACAAUUGGCAGACAGAAGAUAUUCCAUCGACCAAACCUGUCAAGAAAAUCAAGAAAGCAAAGCCUGUUCCAUCCAAGGUUUCAAAAGCGAAAGGAAAAUCAAAAUUUGCCCAAUUUCUGGCACAGAAGAAGAAAGUUGCAGAUAAUUCAACUGGAGGCGAUGCUGAAGAAGCAGAGAAGGAAGAAUCGGUUAAAGUAUUUGAUGGCCACUUCUUCAAAGUGGAGAGUCCAGUUCGAUCACCAAAGCCGCAUUGUUUGGAUUCCCCCCGCAGUCCAGUUGUCAUGCCAGUUUUCACAGAGACAACUCAGGAACGGUCAACAGACAUCCAGGCUGAUAUUCAUGAGAAAGAUAACUCAGACGAUAAAACGUUUCAAACAGUUGAGAUAGAACCAAAGGAUAAAGAAACUGAGCAGACAGUUUCUUCUCAGAAUUCUUUCGACUCGGCAAAGGUAACACCUUUGGUUACAAGACGUAGCUAUGUUCCAACUGUACCCAGCCCUCUCCUUCAAGAUAUAACUCCUGUGAGAAAGAGAACAUCGACAAACCGGCGUUCACGUCUGCUCGGUGAGACAGUGAACACACCAGACAACUGUCAGCUAGUAUUGUCAUCUGCAUCAGUUGAAAAGGUUGAAAAUGAUGAAGUGUUUGUCCUCCAAUCACCACCAAGCAGAAGACGUUCUCAGAGAGUCAGCCGGAGACUUUCUGCAAUGGAAUCAUUUCCCAAAUCGCCCAGUAAAGAUUCUACAAACACCGAAGAUUGUGUACCGAUUGGACAGCUGGUUGAUUUGUCUGAACAUGCCAGUCCUAAUUGUGAAAGUACCCUUGAGAAAAAGACCCCGGUAACAAAAAGAAGGUCCAGGGCUAAGGUGACGCCUGGGGUUCAGAGUGGUAGUCGUCGUUCCACACGGAUUGCAAGACUGUCUGUGUUCCAUGUUGAACCAUGUUCUACAAAAGUUGAGAAUCAUGCAGAUAUGAAUCUGAUAGACUUUCAGACACCCAUGACAUCAAAGAGGAAAAGUUUGAAAAGACCAAAGUCUGUGGCAUUUGCAGAUUGUGUUACAGAGGAGGAGGGGAACUGCUCAACAUCUGCAGGUGAUUUGACCACAGUAUUAUGUCCCAUCAGCCCAAAUGUUGAUUGUACAGAGACCAUAGAGCAGAACAGCAAAAAACUACAGAGAUUUGGAAAACUGAAAGUUGGCUAUACACCAAUUCGUUCUCGGCAAAACCGGAGAAGUUCUCAACAGAUGGAGGAAGACAACUGAGAUACUUCGAGUUCCUGCAACACUUAUUUUCCAUUCAAAAUAAUACACAAGGCCCUCCAUAUUUUCUCUAGAAAUAGUUUCCAAACAAAAUAUGGGAACCUUCAAUACAUUUGUCACAGUGUGAAUGGGUAUGAAUGUGAAAGAUAAAUGUGACUCUUGAUUGAUGAGUGAUUGAAAUCCCUUCUUUUUAAAGAAGAAAAUACCCCAGAUUUUUUUUUUUUUUACAAAAUUACGAAACAAACUAGAUGUUUUCUCAAAACACUGUAUUCAUAAAAUAACACCAUUUUCUAAAUGUA